GUCUCGAAUUCUUCCUAUAAAUUAGUCUCUUUCUUUAAUCAGUGAAAAGUGAAACUACAACAACUCAAGUUCACAAACUUGUUGUCGUUGAUCAAAUUAUCUGCCAUGGAGCUCAUCACUUUCUUCCUUUGCUUCAUCAUCUUCUUGUUCAUGGUAACCAGGCUUUUCAGGAAAACUACUAAAAAGCUUCCUCCGGGCCCAACUCCAUUCCCAAUCAUAGGAAACAUUCACCAGCUCAAUGGCCCUCUUCCUCAUCGAACCAUGGCGGAUUUAGCCAAGAAAUACGGGCCCUUAAUGCAUUUACAGCUCGGCCAAGUCUCAACUCUGGUGGUCUCUUCCGCCGAGGCGGCGAAACCGUUCUUGAACGAUCACGACACCAUUUUCGCUAACAGGCCUUUUCUUCUUUCCACCUUCAUCCUGAAUUACAAGCAACAAGAUAUCGCUUUUUCCCCUUACGGGAGUUAUUGGCGGCAGAUGCGGAAAAUCGCCACCGUGGAGCUCCUCAGUGCCCGGCGGGUUCAAUCAUUCCGGUCAAUCCGUGAAGAGGAGGUCCAUAAUUUGAUCAAAUCGAUUGCGGCCCAGAACGGAUCGGUUUUCAAUUUCAGCAAAACGUUGCCUUUGGUGACUUACAGCUUCAUUGCUCAGGCUGCUUUUGGUAAAAGGAGUGAAUUCCAUGAAGAAUUUAUAGCUUUAAUGGAGGAAGUGAUCCAGUUGAUGGGAGGUUUCAGCUUGGUGGAUUUGUAUCCGAAUGUUAAAAUCCUUGAAACCAUCACCGGAGCUAGAAAUAAGCUUGAGAAGAUGAGAGUUCGGGUUGAUGCCAUUCUUCAGAGCAUUCUGGAUCACCAUAGAAACAAAAGAUCUGCAGAGGAGCCAACGAAACAGGACGGAACAGAGGAGAUGGAUUUGGUUGAUGUCCUUCUCAAUGUUCAGAAAUCUGGUGAAUUUGGAGAUCCACUUACCGAUGACAACCUCAAGGGUGUAAUUUAUGACAUUUUCACGGCUGGUGGGGAGACAUCAUCAACAACUUUACUUUGGGCAAUGUUAGAAAUGAUUAAAAAUCCAGAGGUUUUCCAAAAAGCACAAGCUGAGGUAAGAAAAGUCUUUGAUGGCCAAGGAAAUGCUGACGAGUCAAAGCUUCAUGAGCUGAAGUAUAUGGAAGCAGUGAUUAAAGAAACACUUAGGUUGCAUCCGGCAGCACCGUUGUUGCUUCCUAGAGAAAGCAGCGAGCAGUGCGAAAUCGAUGGAUACGUCAUACCCGCCAAGACCCGGGUCGUGGUCAACGCGUUCGCGAUCGCGAGAGAUCCUAAGUAUUGGGACGAACCCGAGAGAUUCAACCCUGAAAGAUUCAUGGAUUCCGACAUUGAUUUCAAGGGGAAGAACUUGUUCUACAUCCCGUUUGGUGCCGGAAGAAGAAUUUGUCCUGGAAUAUCAUUUGCUCUGCCCAACAUGGAGCUGCCACUUGCUCAGCUGUUGUAUCAUUUUGACUGGAAGCUGCCGGGUCAAAUGAAACCCGAGGAUGUUGACAUGACGGAAAUAUUCGGGUUGACCGUCGGCCCGAAGAAUGAUCUGUGCUUGAUUCCGACCACUCAUCACCUUUCCACCUUCUAUCAGAAGUAGUUGGCUAUGUUGAAUUUGCAGAAGUCACAAGACAGCAGCAGUUUUUGUAGCCACAUUUUGUUUGAAAAUUUGGCUCCGUAAUUAGACUCUCGGGUUUUCCCUUUUGACAGCUUGUUUGAUGGGAAAUUAAGGCCAAUUAUCUAGUUCUGGAAAAUGGUUUAUAAAUGUAGAAAAACUUUUUACAUAAUGUGGGAUUUGCAUACCCUCCUAGUAGAUUUUGUUUAUUUCCUUCUGUUGUAAACAAACCAUAAUGGACAUGUCCAAAACUUCAAAACACAAUAAAAAAUAUCCAUUAUCCAUUACUCUCUCCGGUCCUUAAUAUAAGACAUUUUGAUUUGUCUUAAAUUUCACUUAAUAUGUAUUUUUUUAUU
Molecule: messenger RNA, 1988 nt
Organism: Oldenlandia corymbosa var. corymbosa
Lineage: Eukaryota; Viridiplantae; Streptophyta; Magnoliopsida; Gentianales; Rubiaceae
Source: the annotation of a GenBank genome assembly